UGCAGUUAACAACUACCGCUAACCCAACUUGCCGACAGGCGCUUUGCGAGAUACAGUGGGAAUUUUGGUAAUAUUAUGGCAUCGGAAACCCUGAAAACGCGUGCCAUUUCUGCGUUUAAUCGGUUGGUGCUGGGAAGCAGCUUCCGAGUCCUUAAUUAGUGAAGUCAGAGGGCCGGACAAUGCUAACUAGUUAGCCCGGGGUUGUUGCUAACUGGCUAAGGAAGUUAGCCGGUUAGCUAGCAAGCCGCGUCAGCUUGCCGGAGGCUGAUUUUCUUGUUUGGCGCAUUUCAAGCCUAUUCACCGACCUCUAACUGUUAAACCGCCCCUUAAACGAAAACUUUAGAUUGUAGCUUUACCAAUGUCAAAUAUAAAAUACUGAAACUUCCAUAUUCCGCUUUUAGAAUGAAGAGUCAACAGUGUUUUACCUAAGCGGCUGGUUUUCUGCAAACGCUGCUCUUUUGUUUUGACAAAGGAAGAGGACCUGAGUUUUAUUUUUUUAACACCAGUUCACAUCUGGUGCUGGAACAGUUUCUUUGGGUAUUUCUUUUGUUGUUAUUUUGGCAAUGGCUCCGCAGAAGCACAGCUCCUCAGGUGGAAGCCACCCAGUGGGUUUUGGUUCUGGGGGAAAAGCCAACGGGUUGUACCAGUCGUCCUCCUCUGCGAUGGCUGUAGCCAAGAAGCCCAACAUGCAACUCAUUCAAGCCGACCACGAGUUGUUCCUGCAGGCCUUCGAGAAGCCAACCCAAAUCUACAGGUUCCUCCGCACCAGGAACUUGAUAGCUCCUAUAUUCUUGCACAGGACACUCACCUAUAUGUCCCAUAGAAACUCAAGGAAUAACGUCAAAAGGAAAAGCUCCAAGGUUGACAAUCUGUUGUUCAAAGUGGAGAAAAUGAGAGGCGAACAGGAGAGUCACAGCUUGGCCUCUAAUCUGCAGCUCACCUUUACUGGCUUCUUUCAUAAAGCUGGAAAGCCAUCUCAGGACAGUGAGAAUGAGCAGAACUCUGUAUCUCUGGAAGUGCUGCUGGUCAAAGUCUGUCACAAAAAGAGGAAGGAUGUGAGCUGUCCGGUGAAGCAGGUCCCCACAGGGAAGAAGCAGGUUCCUCUGAAUCCAGACACAAGCACCGGAGUCCAGGCCAAGGCGGGCUCCUUCCCCUCUCUGCUGGUUCCCAGCAGUGAGUUUGAACCCAGCAACUCUCACAUGGUCAAGUCCUACUCCCUGCUCUUCAGAGUGUCGAGGCCUGGAUACCCCCGAACACAGAUCAACGGCCUGGCCAAUGGAGAGAAUCACCACAACAGAGAUUUUACAGAGGAAGUGGUAAACAGGAAGAGGAGGAGCUCCUCACUCCGGGAGGAGGGAGAAACCACAUUUGUGGCUCAGAUGACUGUCUUUGAUAAAAACAGACGUCUGCAGCUGUUAGAUGGGGAGUACGAGGUGUCUAUGCAAGAGAUGGAGGAGUGUCCGGUCAAUAAAAAGAGGGCAACUUGGGAGACCAUCCUGGAUGGAAAGUGUUUACCUCCGUUUGAGAGUUUCUCUCAGGGUCCCACCCUGCAGUUCACCCUGCGCUGGACCAGCGACUCCUCUGAUCGCUCCACAGCACCUGUGGCCAAACCUUUGGCCACCCGCAAUUCUGAGACCAACCAGGACACCAGACCUAGCACCCUGAGAGCCAUGCACACUCUGGCUGUUAAAGAGUCCAUAAAUGCUGACAUGCAAACCAGACGAGAACAAAUCUCCACUGAGCCACGACAGAAGCUACGCAUCUUCUAUCAGUUUCAGUACAACAACAACACACGGCAGCAGACGGAGGCCAGAGACGACCUCCACUGUCCCUGGUGUACCCUCAACUGCAGGAAGCUCUACAGUUUGAUCAAACACCUUAAACUGUCUCACUCCCGCUUCAUCUUCAACUACGUGCCUCAUCCUAAAGGAGCGAAGAUCGAGGUCUCCAUCAACGAGUGUUAUGAUGGUUCAUAUGCAGGAAACCCUCAGGACAUCCACAGCCAGCCGGGCUUUGCUUUCAGCAGGAACGGCCCGGUCAAGAGGACCACUGUCACCCACAUUGUUGUCUGCAGACCCAAGAGGACGAAGGCGAGUCUGUCUGAGUUCCUGGAGCCGGAGGAAGGUGAUCAGGAGCAGCCGAUCAUCAGCGGACACAACCGCCUCUACUUCCACAGCGACAGCUGCGUGCCGCUCCGGCCUCAGGAGAUGGAAGUGGACAGCGAGGACGAGAGGGACCCUGACUGGCUUAAAGAGAAAACUGUCAAGCAAAUCGAGGAGUUCACUGAUGUCAACGAGGGAGAGAAGGAGAUCAUGAAGCUCUGGAACCUCCACGUCAUGAAGCAUGGCUUCAUAGCAGACAACCAGAUGAAUGAGGCCUGCCUGCUGUUUGCUGAUCACUACGGCAUCCACAUAGUCAAAAACAGCCUCUGUCGCAACUUCCUGCUGCACCUGAUCAGCAUGCAUGACUUCAACCUGGUCAACACGCAGACCAUCGACCAAGCCAUGGCUCGCCUCCGCCUCCUGCAGAGCCAGGGCGCUCACAGGGACAAAGACAGGGCGGAGGAGGAGGAGGAAGAAGAGGAAGAGGAGGACUGGGAGACAGCCGUGGAGUCCCAGCCAGAGCUGGACCCAGAUCCUGAUCUUGAUCCAUCUGAGUACACACCCUGUAACGACGAGACUAGCUACAGCUGCCUGGAGAGUGACAACCAGCAGAGGGAGGAGGAUCUGUGACAGAGAGGCUGACCUCCCAACAGAAACUCUUCAGCUCUGGUUUCGAUUUUAAACUGAAUUUAAAACUCUGAGCAAAGAUCCCCAAACAGGAAAAUGGAGGCCAGAAUCUCCUAAAAGGCGACAGACAAACAGGUGUUAAAACACACACGAGUUACUGCAGGGAUUAUGUUUUCAAGGGCAGGUUACAUCACACACAAGAUGAACUUUUAGGUUUUUCAUUUACAUCAAAGAGGUGCUUCAUGGUGUCAUUUUAUUACCUGAGAAAGUGAGGAGUUCAGAAAAACUUGAAGCUGAGAACCAUCACCAUUUUCUUGUUAUUUUAUGUCAUACGUCAUUUUAUGUCCUGACAGAUACCGUAAUGUGACAGUGUUGUAGCUCUCAAUCAGUUACCUGCAUUCUUUCAUUUCCUACCCACUUAGAUUCACAUCAAAACUUUGAAGCGAGCACAAAACAUUUUCAGCCUUUUGUCUGGAUAUGUUUGGAUCUUAGCCUGUAGUUUGAUGACCAGUCAUUCAUUUUGGGCUCAAUCUGUCGUUAAGUUAUCAGACCCCUCUAUCGUCUUCCUCGGUGUAAAGCACCAAUCAUUGACUCUCUAGCCACCCUCAGCUCCACCAAAGGUUUUCUUUUGUACUGAGUGUGUUUACGUGUACAUUAGUGUCAAGGUCAUGGGUCAGAGAUGUCAGAUCAGGUCUGUGAUCGAGUGUCCAGGACUCUUAUUGGUUCUCCAGGUGUUUAAUCUGGUUUCUAUGUCUCAUCGAAUCCCGAGGACUGGGAUUAUGUCUCCAGGGGUCAGAUGCAUAAAACAACUAAAACUGUGUGUACGCACAAAGGCAGAAAUGUACAUUUGCAUUCUUUUCAUCAGAUUUAUAGAGCUGUGUGUGCACCUGGUUGUUUGUUUUUUAUCAGUCUCAAUCACUGUGGCGCAGGGUGCACCUGCACGAGCAUCAUUUAUGCACCCACAGUUUGCCAUAAAUGGAUGUAGAAACACCCUUAAACAUCUGUUUGCAUAUUGAUACUUGAGUUUUUUGUCUCAUAUUUAAACUCGUCCUUACCACCUUACCAGCAGCUAUCUCAUCAAAAACCAAGUGUAUGCCUGGUCUGAAGAAUGCCUGAGGUACAUUCCUCUGUUAUAAAUACUAGUUUUGUGUGGGAGAAGGCGUAUGCAUUGAUUUUGAGAGCACACAUUGUUUGCUGCAUCUGGCCCCAGGUGUCUGAGACAGUUUCCAGCACUGCUGUUGGUUCUCUGGGUGUCUAAUCUGGUUUCUGAUGAAGUCUUCAGGUCUCUAGUAAGGUGUCCGGGUCUCUGAUCUGGUGUCCAGAUGUCUUAUCGGCUCUCCAUCUUCACAUCUCUCUACGGUCUCUGUCAUCUCUGAUAUCCCUCAUAUGGUCACAGUUGUAUUAAUAUUUAUGAUGAUGUUUAUAUUUCUAAGUACUUGAGUCCAACACGGACUUGCUCAGACAGCUUGGAUCACAGUCCUGGAUCAGUGCAGUUUCUACUACUGGUGCUAGACAUUUUCACUCCUCAGAAACACUCUCGGGUUAUUUGGAAGCAUCUCAGCUGCUUUCUCACAGCGACCUCGACUGCCAGCACUCUAACACCAAGAUGCAUUGUUGCUUUUUGUAAAAAGACUUGUUGUUUUCCUGCAGCGCUCCUCAUCACACAGCUCUGCCCCGCUUAGCCCAGGACAGUGUGUUGGCAACAUAAGCAUAAGUGUGUCCUUUUGUGAAGUCGGUCAAGAAGAGUAGAUCGUCCAUGUUGGGGAGAAGAGGCAGGUUCAGUUCUCAGAAUUUUUGAGUAGUCAGUCGACAGAUUAUCUAAACAGUUACUGAUGACUCUUUUGAACCGUUAACCCGGGUGCUGAUUCCACUCUCUUUAAUGAGCAAAGUUGCUGCUUUUGUUUCAUGUUUUGGGACUGUUGCUCACACACGAGGGCUGUGGGAACUGAACUGCUGUUGUGCAUUUUCCCUUCAUUUAUCAUCUUAAUAUUGAUUUAGAAACUUUAAUAGCUGCUGGCCACCUUCAGAGGAGGCAGAGCCUGAGACAGCACACAGGUGAAGCCAUCAACAUUAACUGAAGCUCAACAAGUUGUCAGUGUUUAUUUUUUGUGUCAUUUCUCAGCUGGGUUUUGGUUCAUUUGUCCUUCUACCGUUAUGUACAUAAGACUCAGUGAAACUGUAAUAAUUUAGCUUUGGAAAACAGUUGUUUGGAAACCUAAAGGUGACCAGGGAGGUUUUGUAGUUACUUAGUUGACACACCAAAGGGGAUGAAUUUGCUGCAGAUUUCUCCACUCGUUUCUCCUGUGAACAUUUUCUUUUUGUACAAACAAACAAAAAAAAACAGCACCUGACCCCGUUUCGCUGCCUUGAAAUAAUCUCAAGUUUCAGUGAGACAGAAAGCACAAUGUCCAGAUGCUGAUUUCAGUUUCCUGCUCCGUGUUGAACAGAUUGUAUGCAGUAUGAGCCUGCAGCAGUCAGGACUGGCAUUGAUGCACCGACGCAGAAAUAAUUUGAGGUUUGAUGUGAAGAGUUGCAUUUAUUUGUGACCUUGCUCUUUAAAAGCUUUACAUCAGAAAUGCGGCAGAAAUCUGGUGUGCGGUGGGUGUUCAGAGGCGUUUGGUUCACAUGUGACACUUCUGAGUCACAUGCAGAGCACUUUUUGUUUUGGAUAAAGCCCGCUGUAGAUUUUUUUUUUGUUUUGUUCACUCACAUGAGACCAGCAGCAUUUUGCACAAGAUGAGAGGAGCCAUGUCAAGAGAGCAAGACUUUUCUUCAACAGUUAUGUAAAAACCAGCUUGAUGUUAUGAACUUUCUAAGUCGAGUCAGAAUGGUUUUCUAUUAAAAGAACAAUUUUGUACAAUUAUUGACAACAUGGUCCAUUUCUUUCACUGACAUUAAGCUUCAUUGUGUGUGCACACAAACACAAAAGGGGAUGAAUUAUCAGUUGUUUUAAUUACUUGAUUCAACACAACAAACUCGAGUAAAGCUUUGUGACGUCUACUUCCAAUGUAGUAGCACCAUAACUGAAGUCACAACAUGUGGCUGCAUUUCUGCCUACUGUAAAAGUUUACUUAUAAUCCUUAUUAAGUCAAACUCUGUAGAAAAGUAAUCUGUUGACACAAUUUGACCUUUAUUGAACAAAAUAUCCAAGAUAACAGCAUUGAAACAAAUACCAGCAGAUGUCACCGUUUUCACUGUCAAAACAUUUAGAAACACAGUUUGCUUCAGUGUGUUUCAGACACCAGUUCACUCUCCUUCAGGCAGGAAAAAGAUACAGUAAGACUUCUGUUCACUGGUUUCAGGAAAUCUGUACCAUCAACUGGACCCAUCCAGUGUCCUCCACAAAGACAAAGCACUGACCUCAGAGCAGCUGAGAACGGGAAAAGGACACAUCUCUGAAGAAUGUUGGUUAACAGUCCACUGUGUGUGCAGGACGAACAUCCACUGAUACUGUCAUUUAAAAUUGGCACAAGGAGAAAACAUCCACAUGGAUUUAACAAAAUCAGAAAAGCUGAUAUGUUGUCAAGACAUUAAAACUGUUAGAAAUUGGAACAUGUUUUUCAAUAACUGUUAACGUUGCAGCAUCAUUGUUGAAGGCCUUCACUCCACCAGACGGACCAAAGAUAAAGAAUAAAACUGACGGCAGUAUACAUUCGUGAAAGUCACAUAAAUAAUGGCAGACAGCCAUGAUGGAUCAUCCUGAUGUACCAGAGUCAGAGACGUUCUAAUCCUAGACAGUAUGUGAUGCCACGACAGAAUAACAUCUUUGUUGUUAGAGGAAUAGUUCACAGAUUCUGGGGAAAUACACAAAUUUGUUUUCUUGCUAAGAGUGAGAUGAGACGAUUGACACCAUGUUUGUGAGCUGGAGCCUGCAGGCGAUUAGCUUAGCUUAGCUUAGCUUAGCUUAGCAUAGAGAGUGGAAACGGGGGGAAACAGCUAGCCUGGUUCUGUACGAAGUUUAAAAGAGACGACACAUCUUGUUUAUUUUAUUCGCACAACAACAGGGAUGUAAAAACAAUCUGGGGUUUUACAUGAAAGUGUUUAUUGUCUGCCAAUGGCCAAAAGCAGCGACAUCCCAAAAUGUCAAACUAUUCCUUUAAAACAGAAUGCCUCUAUCAUGAGACUUAAUUGCUGAAAUUAGUCAAUUAACUGAUCACUGAUUAAUCAGAGUACUUUUUCAUACAAAAAUGUCAAAUACUCUCUGUAACAGCUCUCUCAGACGUCUCUGUUUAUAUCACUAUUAAUAGAAUAUUUGGGGUUUAUUUGACUGUUGGAUGGACAAAAUAGGACACUGUUGGUUAUACACAUUUAAAAUGUUCCACAAAAUUAAUCUAAACCCAAAAAGAAGAACUACAACUUCCUGUUUGAUCUGAAACUUUAUCCAUGUUAUUCUGUUUUCAGGUCAAACAUCUUUCUAAACAAUAUUUUGUGUCAUCACCUUGACAGAAGAGGUUAACUCAGGUCCUCACAUUAAUUAACAGCAGCCACGUUCAGUAAUGAUGAGUCAGACUGUGUAAACUAGACCACGAGGCUGAUUAGUUCCUCACAGGUUGAUCGAUAACCAUCAAAUCAUACAUACAGCUAACACGCUAACUCUCAUCCUCCCACUGCUGCGGCAGGUUGUGUGAAUACUGUUAGGAUUGUCAAUGCAAAAAGCUAAAAUUAUUCAAAGUAACAGCUCGAUUAUUUUAAAGGUGACAGUUCAGCCAAAAAACACAGCUCAGCCUGUAGCUAAGUCUGACGCUAACAACUGAAAAACUCAAAAACAACGUCUCUUUCCAAAUGUAAUCACUCAUAUUUUCCACUAUUAACAAAUACAACUUGACGACUUUGUUCCGUUAAGAUGAUGACGUACUUUUGUCACAAUCUAAAGAUAAAUAUAAAAUAACAGGGUGACUGUUGAGAGGCCCUGUGUCAUGACAUUUGAAGAGACACUGCUUUCAGUUUCAGAGUUGAGUUUUGGGAGCAACAAGCAGCACAAAACUUGUCCCAGCAAGACGUAAAUAUCUGAAAUUUUCAGCCUCUGCUCUUAUUGUCAACAGUCACUUUUUUUUUUUUUAACACCCAUUUCUCAGGCUUCUGAUUGGCUCAGAGGUAAGGUGUGUCACAGUGCCACAUGCUUGUAAGCAAGCUGAAGUAUGACGAUGUGAAAAUAAUAUAUUACCAGGUAAAUUCAGGAGACAAAACAGCAACUUUUGUUUCAGAGCAAAGAGACAAACGCAGCCGUAUUUUGUGAGACGAGGUGGCUUCAUGUGCUGUCACUGUGGUUCUCCGAACCUCUGAGAGGUUCACCCCAAAACUCCAGACAGACAGAUAACACUCAGGCUGGUUUGUGUUUUUGGUGAACUGUCCCUUUAAACUUCUGAUGAACAAGUUUAGAAGGCAAAGAAAAAUACAAAAGGAGGUGUGAUUUUCACAGUGACAGGUUAUUUUUAAAAUAAACAAAUAAAAAAAAAUAGCAGCAGCUUUGGCAGAUUGUAACGUUUCUGUCUGCUCUCCUGCUGCUCCCAAAAGAACAAACAAAAGAUAAAAACUAAACUAUUAUCUUGUGGCCUCCUAAGAACAGUGUGUGUCCUGGCUAGCUGUGGUUUACAUCUACAGGGUGUCAAACUGUUACUAAAUUAAGACAA
Molecule: messenger RNA, 8359 nt
Organism: Epinephelus moara (kelp grouper)
Lineage: Eukaryota; Metazoa; Chordata; Actinopteri; Perciformes; Serranidae
Product: polycomb protein suz12-like
Exons: 16
Coding region: 564-2732 (722 amino acids)
Cellular component (GO): ESC/E(Z) complex; nucleus
Molecular function (GO): chromatin DNA binding
Source: RefSeq, a predicted model, not a curated record